Psylliodes chrysocephalus is the source of this 729-nucleotide messenger RNA. NCBI's taxonomy places the organism in Eukaryota, Metazoa, Arthropoda, Insecta, Coleoptera, Chrysomelidae. The record is from the annotation of a GenBank genome assembly.
AUGGCCGUUAAAAGAUUUGUUCCGCUUGUUUUGUAUUCUGCGAUAUUUUUGUUCUAUUUUUUUUCGUUGAGGUCCAUGAAAGAAAACUCCAAGGCGAUAAGAAGUGAUCCAGAAAAAUCAGCGAGGAUGCCCCAAGGAUAUAGAAAUAUGAAAAUAUACGAAAAUCGAUUUUUUACUGGCUGGACGUUUAUGUUGCAAAUACUCUUCGUCACCAUAGCAUCUGUAGACGAAUUAACAAAACUCUUAGGCCUACCGUCAGUUGUCAAAAAUCUGUUUGGAAAAACCAGAGCGUUUCUCUUCAACGCCCUUCUCUUUCCCUGCACAGUACUUGUCAUAGUGACUUUCUGGUCGAUCUGGCACGUGGAUAGAGAGCUAAUAUUCCCUAAGGAAAUAGAUGAAUAUUUCCCUUCGUGGUUGAACCACGUUCUGCACAGUUUCAUUGGUAUACCUAUUUUGUUGGAAUUGCUGCUACCAAAAAAGGAUCAUUUUAUCGCAUUUAAGCCUGCAGCUGUUACUCUUCUGUUAUAUUGUGGAAUCUACCAGAGUUUGUAUUUUUCGAUCUACUUCAAAGACGGCGUAUGGUUGUAUCCUAUUUACAAAGUCCUUGAUUGGCCUCAACGUUUCAUCUUCAAUGUCAUCCAAGUGGCCUUAAUUUUAGGCUUCCAAUAUGUAGGCUUAGCAAUUCAAAAUAGCAAAAAUACCAAAAAAUCGAAACAAAAAGUCAAGUGA